Messenger RNA from Panicum virgatum (switchgrass), 2046 nucleotides. RefSeq lists its product as uncharacterized. The transcript has 4 exons. The coding region runs from base 94 to 2046 and encodes 650 amino acids. Lineage: Eukaryota; Viridiplantae; Streptophyta; Magnoliopsida; Poales; Poaceae. The record is from RefSeq and is a predicted model, not a curated record.
GAGCCACCUCCGCAGCCGCCGUCUCUUCCUCCCGACCCCUUUCUCAGUGAUUUCGUCGGCCCGGGAACAGGAGCCGCCGGUUCCCCUUCGAGAAUGGGCGACAAUGACCAUGACAUCUCUGGAAAUACAUCAGAAGAUAAUGAUCUCAAAUCUAAGAACCAAGAUAGUGCAGGACCAGCUAAUAUGCUAUCUGUGCCUACAAAAGAACAAGUAAUGAAGAAAGGAGGGAAUAUACAACCAAUCCACACUGCAGAACAGAUGGAAAAGAAGAGAUGGGCCAUUCAGUGCACAGCAGCAUGGUUCAAUGAAGCCGGGAUUCCUUUUAAUACUGCCUCUCUUGGGAGUUUUGACUUAAUGUUAGAAGCAAUUGCACAAUGCGGUCUUGGUUUACAUGGACCCUCUCUGGAUGAGCUUGAUGGGCUAUUAUUGAAUCAACAAGUUUUAGCAAUUAAUGAUUCAAUUGAAGCACUAAAGAAAUCUUGGGCACUGGAAGGAUGCUCUAUUCUGGUUGAUCUAAACAUGGGUUAUGAUGAAAGGCGCUUGUUGAACUUGGCAGUUCAUUGUUCGCAGGGUGUCUCUUUCCUUCGUUCCAUCGAGCUGCCUUCAGGCAAUUAUGAUAAAGCAUUUACCUGCCAACUUGUUGACUCUUGCAUUGAAGAAGUUGGAGAGAAAGAUGUGGUGCAGAUCAUCACAAACACACAUUCAGAAAUGAUAUCGGCCAAGAGACCUAACUUAUUUUGGACUCACUGUGCUGUAAGUUGCAUUGACAUGAUGCUCGAAGACAUAGGGCAUAUUCCUUUGAUCAAGCGAACAAUUGCUAAGGCAAGGUCAGUUACUGCCUUUCUUUAUGGACAAUCGAAUUUGUUGGACAUGAUGAGGCGGUUCACCAACCAGAGGGAUUUGGUUCAUGUUGGGAUCACUUGUUACACCACUUGCUGCUUGAACUUGAGGAGCCUUUAUGAUAAGAGGAUCGAAUUGAAGGCUAUGUUUAUUUCAAGAGAAUGGGAGGACAGCAAAUGGUCGAAGGAAGCUGUGGGCAAGAGAUUCUAUAAUCUAGUAGUAAGCAAUGAGUUCUGGGAUAGGGUGCUGUAUGUUAUAAACAGCUUUGAGCCAUUAGUGGAGAUUCUAAGGAGGAUGGCCAAUGGCAGACCCUAUAUGGGGUUCAUAUAUGGUGAACUUGAGAAUGCUAAAAGGGAAAUUGCCUUCCGCUUUGAAAAUAAGGAAGAGCACUAUUUACCAAUAUGGAGCCAUAUAGAUUUUAGAAUCAAUUAUUACCUGAAGAAACCAUUGCACUUAGCUGGGUAUUAUUUGAAUCCCUUAUUCUACUAUCAAAACAGAAAUGAGAUUGAAAAGACAGAAAUCUUCAGAGAUGCACUUGUUGAGUGUACUCACAGGAUGUACCAAGAUCAGUCGGUGCAAGAGAAAAUUGUGAAUCAACUGAUGCUUUACCGGACUGCUUCACAGAGUUUUUGCACGGCUCAUGCCAUUCACGCUCAAAUGACUGUUGACCCAGUUAUCUGGUGGGAAUCACAUGGUGUUGCAGCAAAGGAGUUGAGCACAAUGGCACUGAGGAUUUUAAGAUUAACUUGUGGCUUAGUGGCCUAUGAGCCAAGUUGGAUUAAAAAGAUCCACAGAGAGAAGCCAUCUUGGGUUCAACAUAAGAAAUUUAAGGAUUCAAUGUUUGUGACGGUCAACAAAAGGAUACAAGGGAAAGCUCAAAUGAGAGACAGAGAUCCUUUACUUGCUUACCUUCCCCGUGAAGAUGAACCAUUUGAAUGGCUGGUGGGCAUGUUUCGCAAUGAUGCCCAGCUACCUCAAGGUAGGGCUUUGCUUAUGGCACGAGCGAAAAGCAGUGAUGAUGCAGGACUAGCAAAACUUGCAAAUAGGCUAUUGAAUGAUGCAGAUUCUGUGUCAUCUGAAGGAGAAAGUGAUGAAGAACUUCCAAAGCACUCCAGCAAAAAGAAGACAUUGUCCAGCGCUUCAUGCACAAAGCAAACGAAGAGGCCAAGAUUCAUAACAGAAAACGUAGAAGGGCAACAAGUGUGA